Messenger RNA from Fraxinus pennsylvanica, 1122 nucleotides. The record is from the annotation of a GenBank genome assembly. NCBI's taxonomy places the organism in Eukaryota, Viridiplantae, Streptophyta, Magnoliopsida, Lamiales, Oleaceae.
AUGUUGAGUCCUCCGGUCGAGAUCAAAGUCCAGCCACGUCAGACCGAUCCGCAAUGCCACCGACCACCUCCACCUCCUCAGCCGCAGCCGCGCUCUUUUCGGCUGUACAAGAAAUGGUUCCCAUGGUUUGUCCCGUCCAUUGUUGUUGUCAACAGUGUCCUGUUUCUGGUUUCAAUGUACAUUAAUAAUUGUCCUCACAACUCUAAUAGAUGCAUUGGAAAAUCGGUCUUAGGCCGGUUCGCGUUCCAGAACACCCAUGAAAACCCUUUGCUCGGUCCAUCGGCAGCUACGCUAUUAGAAAUGGGGGCACUGCGCACAAGGGAAGUGGUCGAAAAACAUCAAGUAUGGCGACUGGCCUCGUGUAUGUGGUUGCAUGCAGGAGUGUUUCACAUUGUUGCCAAUAUGGUGAGUCUGCUAUUUGUUGGCCUUCGGCUCGAGGAGGAGUUUGGAUUUGUGCGGAUUGGUUUGCUGUAUGUUAUAGCUGGAAUUGGAGGAAGUUUGUCAUCGUGUUUGUUUGUGCGUACAACUAUCUCUGUUGGUGCUUCUGGUGCAUUAUUUGGGUUACUUGGUGCAAUGCUUUCUGAACUCUUUGUCAAUUGGACAAUAUAUGAAAAUAAGUUCGAAGCAGUAUUAACUCUCGUUGUCAUCAUCGUUAUAAACCUUGCUGUUGGAAUCCUCCCUCACGUCGACAACUUUGCACAUCUAGGAGGAUUUAUUACUGGAUUUCUGCUGGGAUUUGUCCUUCUGAUUCGCCCUCCUUUCGGAUAUGUAAAACAACGAUCCGCUCCUUCUGGUUACUCUGCGAAGUCACGCAAAUCCAAGUACAAGUUAUAUCAAUACAUAAUGUUAGUUGUUUCACUGAUACUUCUGAUAGUAGGAUUUGUUGUUGGCUUGAAUUUGCUUCUUCGAGGGGUUGAUGGGAAUCACUAUUGUUCUUGGUGUCAUUAUUUAAGUUGUGUACCUACACCAUUCUGGACUUGCGAAGCACGGUGCUUGGUUAGCCAACUUGAAAAUCAGCUGAAUAUGACAUGCAUAAAGAACCAGAGACACAAAUUUUACUUAUUGGAUAAUGGCAAUAACACAGCACAGAUUCAGAAGCUUUGUGUUGAUCUCUGCAAUUGA